AUGCAAAGCAUUCAUCUCACAAAUGUUCGACGCGAGGAUGAUGCAACGACCAAAACUCUUCGCACCGCCCUUCGUCCAGCAGUAGACAUGUACAAUGGUUUGGAACCACACCAGCGUGAUCACAUAGCUGCCCUAAUCAUGUUCCACUGUGGGCUCUAUCGGACCUUUGGCACGAAGGAGUGUAUCCGUCAACUGGGCUUCAUUCAUAUGAAUGCUUGGGACAAGGCCGCUCAAGAGAAGGUUGUUGCCAUUUGUAUGAGCUUGUGGCGCCGUGGGAUUGCAAACUUCACCCGAGCCUACGGCCCUGCGCGCAUUUAUCGGUCACGAGAAACACAUGCGCGCCGGCAUGUCCAUGGAGAGAGCUUUGCGCGUGCCCUUUUUCAGGAAGUAUGUCAGACUCAGCUGGCGGGGCUGUGGGCGAGUCGCUUUUCCAUCGUCACAGCGGCAGCACGCGGUUCAUGGCAGGAACUUGUCCAAGCAAUCAUGCGGGUCCCGCAGUAUGGUGGCACAGGAUUCCGCGCAAAGGAGCUUGCGCAAGACUUGCUGUGGACACCCCUCAUGUGCUCUUGGAAUGUUACGAAAUGUGUUUGGGAGACCCGGUGCCAUGAUGCGAGUUCAUGGUGCCCAGUGGGACCAGGUGCCCGCAGAGGAUUGAACCGACUGAAGGGCCGACCAAUAGCACAGGACUGCUUCAGCAGCAGCUCAGCAGUUCAAGCUCGCUUCUUGGCAGAACUGAUGGAUGUGUACAACCAGGAACCCGAAAGAGCUCAUCAACGGCCAGUGGUUGGCUUGCACUAA
Cladocopium goreaui is the source of this 798-nucleotide messenger RNA. The record is from the annotation of a GenBank genome assembly. NCBI's taxonomy places the organism in Eukaryota, Dinophyceae, Suessiales, Symbiodiniaceae.